Macrobrachium nipponense is the source of this 2852-nucleotide messenger RNA. Its product is annotated as protein fem-1 homolog A-like. Lineage: Eukaryota; Metazoa; Arthropoda; Malacostraca; Decapoda; Palaemonidae. The record is from RefSeq and is a predicted model, not a curated record. Gene Ontology annotation, molecular function: protein binding. Bases 58 to 1818 code for a protein of 586 amino acids. The transcript has 5 exons.
UGUCGUUUUCCCUGCUCCAUUCGGUAUGCCAGAUUUGGGUGGGAUUUCUUUCUAGUCAUGGCAGCGGAUUAUGGACACAUUCAGUGCGUAAAGUACCUCGUUGAACAAUGCAGCGCAAACAUUGAGGAACCCGGCAUAGCUCCUAUCGGUGGAGAGUGUUUCACUGGAGUUCGUCCAUUGUGGUGUGCUGCCGCAGCAGGGCACUGGGACAUUGUAGUAUACCUUAUUUCCAGAGGCGCUGAUGUCAACGCUACCACUGAUACCAAGUCCACUCCGCUGAGUGCUGCGUGUACCGUGGGACGCCUCGACAUUGCAAUGCUGCUUGUAAAUCAUGGAGCUGAAAUAGAAGCUAGUGACAGCGCAGGGAUGACUUCUCUGAUGAUCGCUUCUGGCAGAGGCUACGAGGACGUAGUCAGAUACCUCCUGGGUCAUGGCGCAGACGUCAACAGGAAGAGUGGGGACGGGAGAACCGCACUGCACGCGUGCGCCGAAUCGGGACACCUCGAGAUGAUGAAGGUGUUACUGGAAAACAACGCUGAGAUGGAUGUGGAUUCGGCAGGAAUAUCGCCUUUACUAUUUGCCAGCUCUGUGGGCCACGUGAACAUCGUGGAAUAUUUACUCGGCAGAGCGGAACAGAUAUCAGUACAAGAGAAGAUCAGCGCACUGGAGCUUCUUGGGGCUUCCCUUGCCCAUACCAGCGUCGAUGCUGAUGGCGCUCUGAAAUUCUGGACACUGGCAAUGCGUGAGAGAUCCGCCCAUGGCCUUUUGAUUCACCCGAAGACCGAGAACUUGGCGGAUGAGCAUUUUCAGGAAGUCACAACCGAACAGCAACUGGAUCAAAUCAAGUCCAACAGCGAUGCUAUGGAAAUGCAAUCAUUAUUAAUCAAAGAAAGAAUAUUGGGACCUUCGGAUCCUAGCACAGUGGAACACCUUCAAGAGAGAGCGGUUUAUUAUGCAAAUAAACGGGAUAUGAAGCGAUGCAUUAGCGUAUGGCUACACGCCAUAUCUUUGCACCAGAUCAACAAUGAACUGAUAAGCGAAGACGUAUGGGUUUAUUUUACGUCGCUUAUAAAUUUGUUAGAUGGGCUAAUCACGGAACCGACAGACCACAACAAUAAGAGAGCAGUGCUAUAUUUUGAAGUUUUCGUGCAACUGUUUGAAAAGUGUAUUAGGGAAGCUGAAACGUUUUCCUUGGUUUGCAAAACUAAUUGCAGUGAUAAUGCUUCCCCCAGUGACGCUCAUUUAACUCAUAUGGAAUAUAUUCACGCCAUAGGGACCCGUCUUCUGCUGUUGUCAACUAGAUUACUGCCCGUUGUAUCUAGCAUUCAGCGGCGCACAUUGAAGAGCUCUGUAUAUAGAUUAGUCAAAUCAAACCCUCGAAAUUCCGGAGGUGUAACUCUGCUCCAUUUGGCUUGCUGUAGAUUUCCCGGAAUAGCGGCGACUUUGUUCAGUCUUCCCACUUUUCCCGAUGCUGCAGUUGUGAACCUUUUGCUGGAAGCAGGCGCUGAUCCUUGCGCGGUAGACAGCUACGGGAACACGCCCCUCCACGUCCUUGGGAGGUAUGCCGGAUGCCCAAGAGAGAUUCUGGAUGCUCUUCUCGCAGCUGGUGCACACUUGGACGCGACGAACAGACAGGGCCAGAAUUUCGAGUCGAUGAUGGCCGUCAGAGGUCGGAAAUUUGAGCAUCUGGCGAAAAGUGCCCGGUACACCUCUCUGCAGUGCCUGGCCGCUGUUGCUAUUCGAAAACAUGGCGUCCCUUAUAAAUCGGUCCUGUCUCCGAGACAGGUUCACUUUGUUGAUUACCAUUCAUCCUCGUGAGAUAUAUUCAUAUUUGCACUAUUGACAUCAGCCCAUUUUUUUAUUCGUUGGUCUUUUAAUUUUAUGUGCAAUGAAUGCAAUUUAAUCCGUGGAUGCGCUUUCAGUUAAUAUGUUUACUUUUAGUAAUUAUAUGAAAACUCAGGGAAAGAAUUUUGAUGCCGAAAAUCGUCCGGUAAUACCAAUUUGGGUCACUAUUGUACAUAAAUUUGUGUUGGUGGACGUGAGCAUACUACAUUACUCGAAUACUGGACGAGACUUCCUGAUGACUUUGAGAAUUUUUGUAGUAGCGUUCAAGGCAUAUAAAUGUUUCCUUUUAUUGUUGGCGGGAUAGUUCAUCAGUAGCACACUCUUAAAGAAAUUCUUUUUUGAUAUGUAAUAAAGGGGAUAUUAUUGGGUUUCUAUUCGAGAUUGAAUUUUCUUGUAGACUUGAUACUAAUUGCUUUGCAAAUUCUGCUCUGUCUUCAUGUCAGAUCAUGCAAAUUUUUUUUUGGUCUAAAGAAAGCGUGAAAGUAAGAUGUCUUUAAACUUUUUUUUUUAAAUGCAAGUCAUUUAAAUUUCAAAUGACAGAGUUGUAAUGGUAGUGUUGUUAUGUUAAAGAUGUGGACCAAAAUUAAAAAAUCUUGUAGCAUGAGUCUUGAAAUGGAGAAGCAAAUCCACAGUUAUGUAUGGUUACAAAAAUAUUUUAAGAUAAUUCUCAAUAGAGAGCUUUCGGAAAUCUGUUCGAUUCCCCUGAAACAGAUUUCCUAAAACUCUUUGAGAAUUAUUUUUCGAUAUAUUGUACUACCUAUAUAUAACUGAAUUUGUAGUAGAUAAGGUGUACGUUGUGCUCAGUGUAAGUAAGAUAGCGUUAAAUUCCUUCUUAAAACUACAAGCAGGAUUAACUGAAAUUGAUUAUUCAUUCCCCAGUUUGAGAAGCAACGAAAUUAGUGAAAAUUUGGAGUAUAUAAAAAUUAUUAAACCAGAGCGUGUACUUUCUUAUAGUUACCCAGCUGAUCAAGAGGAGAGUAAAAUAACGAUACGAGGUAAAAAGUACU